AUGGAGCACGGAAGGCGGUCGCGCGGAAAGGGGGCGGGGCGGCGGGCGCGGUGGCAGAUCAUGGGACGCGCGGAGCCGAGGGGGGAGAGGCAGGGCGGGAUCGUCCGCGUCGUGGGCCGAGGGGGAAGAGGCGCAGGCGAGCGAGGCGGGGGACGGGGUGGGCAGGCGGGCGGAAGGGGGGCGUGGGGGAGGCGAGGAGAGGGGCGGUGGGGGAGCGAGGAGGGCGCGGAGGAGGAGGAGGAGCUGCCGGCGGGGUCGUUCGUGCUGCCCGACCCCGACGGGGACGGCGUGCUCGUCGUGGGCGUCGAGGGCCGCCCCCCCGCGCUCUCCCCGCGCGACCUCGUGUGGGCGCGCGCGCGCCGCGUGCGGUCGGGCGUGGUGAGCGACGCGCGGUGGUGGUCCGUGAUGGACGGCGACCGACUCGUGGGGGACAACGAGGGGGACGACGCGGGGGACGACGAGGGGAAAGAGGGGGGAGGGGGGGAGGAGGAAGGGGGGGCUUUUGGGAGGGCAGGAGUGAUGGAGGGAGAUGAGGGGAGGGGACGGGAGGGGAGGGAGGCAGAGCGCGGGGACGAGUCGGACAGCGAGGGGGAAGAGGUGGAGGUGGAAAUACCUGGGCAGGGGGGAGGGUGGGGGGGAGAGGACGAGGCGGAAGGGCGAGAGGGCAUGAGGACAGGGAGGAGGGGCGAGGAGGGGGCGGGCGGUAGGCGGGUGAGGGGCGUGCGGCUGUUUGGGCGGGACUUUGGGCGCAGCCAGGCAGGCAAGGCGAGGGACGGUGACGAGGAUGCCAACCUGUCUGCAUGGAGUGGCGUGGCAGCAGUGCGUGCUGACGUGGCGGCCUUGAGCGCUGGUGGUGACAGCAGGCAGAGGCUGGGUGUGCGCGCCGGCAGUGCUGGCAGUGCUGGCAGUGCUGGCAGUGCUGGCAGUGCUGGCAGUGCUGGCAGUGCUGGCAGCGCGCAGCAGCAGUGGGGUGAGGGCACACGGGGAGGGAGUGAGGCGGGGUGGCAGGGCGCGGAGGAGGUGCGUGAGGCAGGGAGGAGGGGGAGGAAAACGCAGGAGGAGGAAGAGGAGGAGCGAGGGGAGUGGGCGAGUGGGUCGGAGUGGGCGCGGUACGGCAUGGAGGCGCCGUUUGAAGGCAUCAUUGAGCUGGACGAUGCUGAUGAUGAUGGUGAUGGUGCAUGGGGGGCGGACGCGCAGGGCAGGGCGGGCAGGCGGCGGCAGGAGGGUGGAGCAGCAGGUGGGGCGGGCGAGGGUCCCAGCGUGCUGGAUGCCUUGCGCCGACAGGUGGUGCCCCGGGACAGGCACGGCGACCAGGGGCGUGGUGGGGGCAAGGCAGAGCAGGGGGAGAAGGGGAAGGAUGCGAACAAGGAGAGUGGUGGGCGGGAUGCAGCAGCAGCAGCAGCAGCAGCAGCAGCAGCAGCAGCAGCAGCAGCAGCAGCAGCAGCAGCAGCAGCAGCAGCAGGCGCGGCAUCAGAUGCGUCUGGCGCGGGCAGGGCAGCGGUGGCGGCGCCCUGGCAGCGCGACAACUACGACCCCGCGCUGGCCGACCAGUUCUUCAGCCGCACCUCAUUCGCCCAACUCGGUGCCUCCCCCGCCGCCCUCUCUGCCCUUCAGACGCUUGGCAUCACCCGCCCCUCACACAUCCAGGCAGCGGCGUUCCCGUACGUGGAGCGCGGGGCGGACUGCAUCGUGGCGGACCAGACGGGGUCCGGCAAGACGCUCGCCUACCUGCUGCCGCUGCUGCAGCGCCUCAAGGCCCGCGAGCUGCAACGCGCGGGGGGGAGUGAGGGGGUCAGUGCCAGUGGAGAGGGGGAAGGCGAAAGGCGUGCGGGCGGUGCGCGCAUGGGAGCAGCGCCGAAGCGACCGGCGGCGAUUGUGUUGGUGCCCACCACUGAGCUGGCGAACCAGGUGGUGCGGGUGGCGCGGCAGCUGUCAGCGGGUGGCAUGAGGGUGCGGUCGGUGGCGGUGACGGGCAGGCACCGCUGGCGCACGCAGGUGGAGGCGCUGGCGGGCGGCGUGGACGUGGUGGUGGGCACGCCUGGCCGCGUGCUGCAACACCUCGAUGCCGUGUGGUGGUGCGAGGCGGACAUCAUGUUUGACGACGAUGACUUCAGCACCGCCCUCAAGCCCAUCCGCAUGGGGUGCCCGCGCGCCUGCCAGGUGGUGCAUGUCACCGCCACGCUGCAAGCGGACGUGCACCAGCAGCUGCUGCAAGACUACCCCACCGCCGUCUCCCUCAUCGGCCCCUCGCUGCACCUCACCUCCUCCGGCCUGCACGAGGUGCUGGUGGACUGCUCGCAGCCGGCGGGCGAGCAGCGGUCGGAGGAGGGCGGCUUUGCACGCAAGCGGGCGGCGCUGCUGCAGAUCGUGGGGGCGGGCAGGGGCAGGCGCAGGGGGGACGCCGAGGGGGAGGGGGAGGACGGGAGUGUGGGUGCAGUGAGAGAAGGCGAGGAGAGCAGCGUUGGGUCAAAGAAGACGAUUGUCUUCUGCAACAAGAUAGAGACGUGUCGCCGCGUGGAGAACAUGUUGGUGAGGGCGGACCGCCAGCAGCGCCGCUACAGGGUGCUCGUGUGCCACGCGGGCAUCGCCCCCGACGCACGCCGCCAGGCCUUGGACCACCUGCUCACACCCAACCCGCCCCUGCCGCUCAUCCUCGUCUGCACUGACAGGGCGUCGCGCGGCAUAGACAGCAUCGAUGUGGACCGAGUGGUGCUCUUUGACUUCCCGCGCGACCCCAGCGAGUAUGUCCGCCGCGUGGGCCGCACGGCCAGGGGAGCGGGCGGCACGGGUACGGUGUAUGUGUUCGUGCAGGGCGGGCAGGUGGGGCUGGCUCGCCGCAUCAUGACCCGCAACGACCGCGGCCUGCCCGUGCAUGAGGUGCCAGACAGCUUCUUCUGA
This is a messenger RNA of Closterium sp. Yama58-4, 2898 nucleotides long. Lineage: Eukaryota; Viridiplantae; Streptophyta; Zygnematophyceae; Desmidiales; Closteriaceae. The record is from the annotation of a GenBank genome assembly.